AAGCUAGUGGUCCAAGCAAUUUUUCUUAGAAUACUCAUCCAUGCUUCGAUUCAGAUUUGGUCCAAGGCAUUCACAAUUUGCUCAAGGGAGAAUAGGAAGUUUGGAUUUGUCAUAUAUUCCGAGAGAGAAAUAGAGUUACAAAUUUUAUAAUCAAUGAAAAAUUUAGGAUUUCUAAAAAUUUUCAAGCUUUUAAUUCUCCUCCAACUAAAGUUAGAGAUUGAUUAUUUGAGGAUGUAAUUGGUGUAUGUUACUCUCAUUUGAUUAGACAAUAAAACUUUUCAUCUAUUUCGAUCUUAUUACAAGUAUAAACUUUUAAUGUUGAUUAAGAUAAUAAAUAUUAAAAAUUAUUUUUAAAAAAAUGAUGAAAAGUGUUUUUACAUAUAAAAUAUGAAUAGAUUGGAAGAUUACUUGUGUGCAAAUAACUAAAAAAAUGUCUUAUCGGAUGGCUAAGAGGAAAAAAAAAAUGAAAAAAGAGAUUGAAUUUAUUUUUUUUAAGGAAAUUUCAUCGGCCCAACAUUCACCACUUCUCAAGAAGAUGGCCCAACCCAAUUAGUAUUAUUCUUUAGAAAAACAAAAAGGAAAAGAGAAAAAGGAAAUCCUCCAUCUCUGUUCCUGUCUCGGUUCUGUCUGAAAGACUGAAGCGUGAUAGUUUAACUGGUUCAAAGCCAAAAACUCAAAGUGGGUUCUUUAAUGAAGAAGAAAGGCAUCCAUGGCUUUUAGUUGCGGUCAUUCAAUAAGUUAUCCGCUCUCUCCAUGGGCCGAAAACAAGGUUCGAAGAAAUGAAGUGUCUUUGUUAUUGGAUUCUGGGUUUUCAAUUUGCAGAAUUUCCUACGUAAAGUGUUCCCAAAAGUUGGGUGAACAAUCACUGAGCGUUUCAGAGGCUGUUGAGAAGAAACCAGUGAAGAAGGUGGGAAAGAAUGAGCAUCACUUGUGGAAGAAAAGAGAUUCAGCUGGCUCAGGACAGAAGGCUCUCAAUCUUGUUAGAAUUAUUUCUCAACUUCCCAAUGAGAAAGAGGCUGUUUAUGGAGCAUUGGAUAAAUGGACAGCUUGGGAGACUGAGUUCCCAUUGAUUGCAGCAGCUAAGGCUUUACGAAUUUUGAGGAAGAGGAGCCAAUGGCUGCGUGUAAUUCAAGUGGCAAAGUGGAUGUUGAGCAAAGGCCAAGGGGCAACGAUGGGAACAUAUGACACCCUUCUACUGGCAUUUGAUAUGGAUAAGGGAGUAGAUGAGGCAGAAUCCUUAUGGAACAUGAUUUUGCAUACACACACCCGUUCUAUCUCAAAGCGAUUGUUUUCUAGGAUGAUCUCUUUAUAUGAUCAUCAUAACAUGCAAGAUAAGAUAAUUGAGGUUUUUGCAGACAUGGAGGAGUUGUGUGUAAGACCAGAUGAAAACACAGUCAGAAAAGUGGCCCGUGCCUUUCAGAAACUUGGCCAAGAAGACAAGCAGAAGUUGGUUCUUAGAAGAUACCUGAGUAAAUGGAAGUACAUUCACUUUAACGGUGAGCGUAUCAGAGUGAGAAGAUAUGAAUCAGAUGAAGAUUGAUGUUUGAUCUAUUGAAUGGCACUCUCUUAGCAUUCAAUGGCAUGAUAUGAUGCCUAUAUCUAUUGCAUUGGGCCUUGCCAAGUAGGAAUAUGAGUUCAUGGGUGCAGCAACAAGGCAUCUACUAAUUCACUUUCCCCAUGAUAAGUGGCGCACGCUUGAAUGUUAUUUGAAUAUUUACAUCAUUUCUGGUGGGUUGUGCCUACUAUUUAAGCAUAGAGGUUGGGGGCCUGUUCUUCAGUUGUCUGGGGUAUGUGUGCAGAGGUUAAAAGCAAAGAAAAAAACAGAAAAGAGGGGGAAAGGGGAGGGAGGCCAAAAUAAUUUUCACUGUUAGUUUAAAACAUAGUUUUGUACUCAUCAGUGAUUCAAAUGAUUUUAAAACUCAUAAAGCUGCAACAAAUAUAAUUCUAGUAGAAGAGAAUGUUUCUACUUUGAAUUUUGGGGUAAUCAGUUAAUUUCUUUGAAUGCCUGUGACUGUGAGGUAGUAGUCAUCACAAAGUUGUAGGAUGGCAGACUACCAGAUGUUGAAUGACGAUUGUAAUGGCUGCUAAGGCAGUGUGUUUAAUAAUUUUCAAUUUCAGUAAAUGAUUGUUUGGAGUA
Molecule: messenger RNA, 2137 nt
Organism: Theobroma umbraticum
Lineage: Eukaryota; Viridiplantae; Streptophyta; Magnoliopsida; Malvales; Malvaceae
Product: Pentatricopeptide repeat (PPR) superfamily protein
Molecular function (GO): protein binding
Source: RefSeq, a predicted model, not a curated record